This is a messenger RNA of Culex quinquefasciatus (southern house mosquito), 387 nucleotides long. RefSeq lists its product as uncharacterized. The record is from RefSeq and is a predicted model, not a curated record. The coding region runs from base 1 to 387 and encodes 128 amino acids. The transcript has a single exon. Lineage: Eukaryota; Metazoa; Arthropoda; Insecta; Diptera; Culicidae.
AUGAAGGGGUUAAUCGUCGUCGUCGGGGUGGUCCUCGUGGCUACGGCAGUGCACAGUGCGUCGUUGGAACCGGUCCGGGAAAAGCGACAGUUGGGACUGCUGGGCGGGGGUUUGCUGGGAUUCGGAACGCCCGUUGGAGGGCACGGAUACUACGGAGGAGGUGGUUACGGAGGGCACGGACACGACGAUCACCACCAUCACCAUCAUGAGCAUUACGAGCACGGACACGGAGGAUACGACCAUCAUCACCACCAUGCGCCACCGAGCUAUGGCCACUAUGAGCACGGUCACGGAGGGUACGGUCAUGGAGGAUACGGUCACGGAUACGAGGAUCAUCACCACCAUGAUGAGCACUACGAACACGGACAUGGACACCAUGGGGGAUAA